Messenger RNA from Syngnathoides biaculeatus (alligator pipefish), 7280 nucleotides. RefSeq names its product protein tyrosine phosphatase non-receptor type 4a (gene ptpn4a). Gene Ontology annotation, biological process: protein dephosphorylation. The transcript is spliced from 27 exons. Lineage: Eukaryota; Metazoa; Chordata; Actinopteri; Syngnathiformes; Syngnathidae. Gene Ontology annotation, molecular function: cytoskeletal protein binding; protein tyrosine phosphatase activity. Gene Ontology annotation, cellular component: cytoskeleton; cytoplasmic side of plasma membrane; cytoplasm. Bases 599 to 3652 code for a protein of 1017 amino acids. The record is from RefSeq and is a predicted model, not a curated record.
AGCCUCCCGCUUUUGUUGCCCCGCCUCCGCGCGCUCCAUUUGCGCCAUUACGUCGUCGCUGCUGCCGCCGCUGCUGUUGUGUCGCUCCGAGGAGCAGCUGCAGGGAGAUCCGAGCGAGCGCACGCACGAAGUCAGAAACGCAAUCUUUUGUGGUUAAAUCGAGACAUUGAUAUACUUUGAAUAUCAUCGGUGUAUUUGAUUUUAUUUCUUAAAAUAUGUUUUCAGUACAGUUUCACGUUUUCAGUCUGACAUGAGUGAUACCGCUGGCCGCGUUUAGCCAAUGCUUACUGCGGGGGUUCCCGUUCCGUGGAUUAUCAUCCGUGGCUGCCGAGGCAGUGGUGGCACGGUAGCGGCCGGAGGAGGCUCCUCUUUCCCGGAUGGAUGCGCGUGAGGCAGCGGCGGACUGCGACCACUCGUGAAGCCCGACCGUCCGUAGUAACGAUGCCCGGGUCUCGUCGGCAGCCGCGGGUGAACUCCUCUUGAAUGUUCGGGCUUCGUCGCCCUACCGACAAAGACCAUUUCCUCACACGGCGAACAUUUUAUUCCUUGAAAACUGGACGCCCCCGGAGCAGUUUAUGACGAUCCUGGUAGGAGCGUGAUGAGCGCACGCUUCCGCUUGCCUGCUGGCAGAUCCUACAAUGUCCGGGCGACGGAGCUGGAGCGAGACAGGCACCACACACAAGUUGUGUGCAACGUACUGCUGCUGGACAACACUGUCCAGGCUUUUAAAGUCAGCAAGUCCGAUCAUGGGCAGGUCUUGCAGGACGUGGUCUUCAAGCACCUGGAGCUGACGGAAAGAGACUACUUUGGCCUGCAUUUGGCAGAUGACUCUUCUGAUGUUCCGCGCUGGCUGGAUCCCAACAAGCCCAUCAGGAAGCAGUUAAAAAGAGGUUCCCCCCACAACCUGAGCUUGAGAGUCAAAUUUUUUGUGACCGAUCCCAGUAAACUUCAGGAGGAGUACACACGGUACCAAUAUUUUCUUCAGAUCAAACAGGACAUAUUAACUGGAAGAUUGCCUUGUCCUCACAACACAGCUGCACUCCUGGCUUCCUAUGCUGUUCAAUCUGAACUGGGGGACUACAAUGAGACUGAGCAUCCUCUGGGCUAUCUGUCUGAGUAUUGCUUCAUCCCCAACCCACCUCAAGAUUUCCAUAAAGAGGUCGCCAAACAUCACCAGCAGCACAGUGGUCUAUCUCCUGCCCAGUCGGAGUUUAAUUAUCUGAACACAGCACGCACGCUAGAGCUCUACGGAGUAGAGCUGCACUAUGCAAAAGAUCAGAGUAAUACAGAGAUACUCAUUGGGGUGAUGUCUGCUGGUGUUGUCAUUUAUAAGAACAGGUUACGGAUCAACUACUUCCCAUGGUUGAAAAUUGUGAAAAUAUCCUUCAAGUGCAAACAGUUCUUCAUCCAGCUGAGAAGAGAGGCGACCGAGACCCGAGAGACCCUACUUGGUUUCAACAUGGUAAACUACCGGGCCUGUAAGAACCUGUGGAAGGCCUGCGUGGAGCACCACACCUUUUUCCGGCUAGAACGACCCGUCCCGCCACAAAAGAACUUCUUCUCCCAUUACUUCACCUUGGGCUCUAAGUUUCGAUACUGUGGGAGAACAGAGGUACAAUCUGUACAGUACGGAAAAGAGAAAGGCAUCAAGGACAGAGUGUUUGCCAGAUCUCCCAGCAAGCCUCUGGCCAGGAAGCUGUUGGGAGGAACUGACUGGGAAACGGUGAGCAGGAACAGUCUAUCAGAUGAAAGACUGGAGACCCAGAGCCUGCCGACCCGCUCGCCACCUGGGACGCCCAAUCAAAAUUCACUGUUUACACAAGAGGGCACGCGGCUACGCCCGUCGUCUGUCGGCCACCUGGUUGAUCAUGUGAUACACACGUCGCCGAGCUUGCCCGUCUUCUCCAAUCACAAGUCAGCCUCUUCCACGCAGGCCAACAGCAUCAGCUUGGACUCCACCCCUUCUCCUGAUGGGAUGGAUGGCCAACCUCCGGCUCUUCCCCCCAAGCAGCUAAGCAGAAAAACCUUGAGCCAGAUUAUCCAGGCCCACUCACAGCAGAGCCUCCUGGACAACCACCUCAACGAGAUGUACGAUGUUCCUACCAACACUGACAAGACCACGCUAAAUGGAGUUGUCCCUCAUGAUAAUCUGGUCUUGAUCAAGAUGAGACCUGAUGAACACGGACGUUUUGGCUUCAACGUUAAGGGUGGAGCUGACCAAAAGAUGCCAAUCAUAGUGUCCAGAGUUGCUCCUGGAACAUCAGCUGACUUGUGCGUGCCCCGUCUGAAUGAAGGCGAUCAGGUUGUCUUAAUUAAUGGGCGGGACAUCUCGGACCACACGCACGAUCAGGUCGUCAUGUUUAUCAAGGCUAGCUGUGAGAGCCACUCCGGAGAGCUCAUCCUGUUGGUCAGGCCAAACGCCAUCUAUGAUGUGGUGGAGGAGAAGGCGGACUCUGAACCAGAUUUUCAGUACAUCCCAGAGAAGUCCCCUCAGGACCCCACCCAGCUAGACCAGCAUGCUUUGAGGGACUCUAUGACUGCCCUGAAGGACGGUCUGAGCAGUGGGGCCAUACUGGCACAGUUUGACCAACUGUACAGGAAGAGGCCAGGGAUGACCAUGCUGUGUGCCAAAUUACCUCAGAACGUUUCCAAAAAUCGCUACAGAGACAUCUCUCCCUAUGAUGCUACGCGGGUCAUUCUGAAAAGCACGGAUGACUACAUCAAUGCAAAUUACAUCAAUAUGGAGAUCCCUGCCUCCAGUCUCAUAAACCGCUACAUAGCUUGCCAGGGCCCUUUGCCCAACACCUGCCCAGACUUCUGGCAAAUGACUUGGGAGCAAGGAUCGUCGAUGGUGGUCAUGCUGACAACUCAAGUGGAACGGGGACGGGUGAAGUGCCACCAGUACUGGCCCAAUCCAGACAACAGCGCUCCCUAUGGAGACUUCACUGUUACGUGCCACAACGAGGAGGGCAAUUCAGCCUUCCUGGUCCGGGAAAUGACGCUUAUGCACUUACAGAGUGAGCAGCAUAGAGAGCUGACCCAGAUCCAGUACCUGGCGUGGCCCGACCACGGUGUCCCUGACGACUCCACCGACUUCUUGGACUUUGUGGCUUUGGUUCGGAGUAAAAGGACCGAGCAGGACCAGCCAAUGGUGGUACACUGCAGCGCUGGGAUCGGUCGGACUGGUGUUCUGAUCACUAUGGAAACAGCGUUGUGUCUCAUGGAGUCCGGCCAGCCAGUCUACCCUCUGGAAAUCGUCCGGACCAUGAGAGACCAGAGAGCCAUGAUGAUCCAGACACCCAGUCAGUAUCGGUUUGUGUGCGAGGCCAUCCUGAAAGUCUACGAGGAGGGCCUGGUCCGUCCGCUGACGCCUGCAGUCUACCAUCUCCGAGAGAAGGCGGACAGCGACCGGGAUGAGGAGGAGAACGUCGAGGAGCGGGAAGACAAGACGGAAGUAGAGGAGGAGGAGGAGGAGGCGGCUGUGGCGGAGCUGCUGGAAGGAGGCCUGGACGACGAGGACGACGACGACGAUGAAGAGGUGGAGGUGCUCGACGUGGGGGAUGUGACGGAGGAUGAGGUGGAGGAACCCAGCGUUGCCAGCGCCACCAGCGAGACCAGCAUGAACCCCUACCCCUAUCCUGACGACCCAUGACACUUUUUCAGGGGAUGCAGGAACAGGAGGAGAGAACAAGCGCACUGUUGCACUUUAUGAUCACAUGAAAAAAAUGGAAAGAACAAACAGACAGCAGACAGGAAACGCGUGGACAGGUUCCGAUUGAAGAAGCAAUCCUGCCCUGUUGAUUAAGUACCAGUACCAGGCCGUUGUGUGUUCAGGGUGCACACAAUUGAUACUGAGUUGCUUUUGUGCCAUAAGUACCAAGGGGAUGGGCUGUCCCAUGGAUGGUAAGCUUCCCGCCUCCCCCCUCCCCUGUUUCCCGUUAUCCUUGCGGGCGACUCUGCCAGACAGACCUGUCUCUAUUAUAAUUUUUUUUUAAAUGUCUUUUUAGCUGAUACAGAGAUAAACCUUUAUAUUUUGUCCCUCCCGAAAGAGUAUUUAUUGUUUUAGUUUGUGUCAAACCCUCUCAACCGAACAAAACGGAGUCGUAUGUUUGCACCAGUCUAGAACGUCAACGCUUUACCGGUUCCACUUUUGAAGUAGUAAAGUAGUCUUGAGUACGCUUAACUGCUUCGUUAAUUCUUCUUUAAUUUAUUGUUUUAAUCUUUCUCGGUUUUCGCGUUUCAGGAUGAUGGGUGGAACGUUUCGAGUAAAUUUUAGCGCGGUCACUUCAGUUCAUUGCUUUGCUUUUUAACUUUUUAUUUUUCCCAGCUGGCAGGUGCGCGGUUUCAUGAAGAACAAUACAGGUUUACAAUUUUCAUAAUGUGUGAAGUGAGCAACCCUCCAUGAAUCGCUAGAAAUUAAUGCAUAUUAAAUGGGUAUUGCACCCCUUUUUUCACUGCUCUUUAAACUUUGUUGACAUAAGCAACCCUCACUGGUUGGCGCAGGAAUUUUUUCACACGUGUAAGGAAAAAAAAUUCCGUACUGUUUGGUCUAAUUUGCUAGUCGAAGUCCGACCUGUGGAGUUCGCCCAAAAUGGCUGCCGGAAAUGCAAAUGUCUGACUUUUCUAUUUUGAGCACGGGUCUUUCAGAUGUUUUUGUGGCCUGUCACGAUAGACGUGCUCCCCCAAAUUUGUGCCGGGGGGGCCUUCACCCUAAAAUACGUAGAUGUUUACGAGGAGACACACACGGCAAGUCCCCCCAUUGCUGCUCCCGUUGGGUGAGUCCAUUCAGAUAUGAAUCGGGGGGGGGAGACACAAACUGAAAAUCCUCAUGUAGUCACUCCCUUGGAUUUUUUUAAUUGGUACCACGCGUGUCACUUUUUUUGAGUUAUAUUUGAGGACAUGAAGUUGUACGCCAUCACUUUCUAGGUACUUGAUUUUAAAAGCUAAGCGACGGGAGUUGAGUAUUCAUCGGCCCGAGUGAUCAAGUCCAACGUGGGCUUUUAAUUUAUUUCACGUCAUGUUUUUAUGUACUUUUGUUAUCAAUAUAUAUGAUUUACCAUUGCUCACCCUCAACUGCGUGGCGUGUAACGUUUCGUCGCGUUCUUUGACAACUGGAUGCAUUUCGUUUGGAAGUUAAACUUUUUUUUUCAGUCCUUCUUGACAGUUGCAUCUCAAUAAGUUAAAAUUUGUGGAAACCGUAAUUUAUUUCAGUAGAAGAUUGGAAAAAUUAAUACUUGUACUUCGCUACACACCGUGUGAAAUAUUCCAUGAUUUUCUUUUUCAAAUUAUAAUGCUUAUAAAUAAGGGACGGCACGGUGGGCUCAGCUGGUAAAGUGUUGGCCUCGCAGUUCUGAGGUCCCGGGUUCCAUCCUGGCUCCGCCUGUGUGGAGUUUGCUUGUUCUCCCCGUGCCUGCGUGGGUUUUCUCCGGGCACUCCGGUUUCCUCCCACAUCCCUAAAACAUGCAACAUUAAUUGGACACUCUAAAUUGCCCCGAGGUGUGAUUGUGAGUGCGACUGUCUCGAUGUGCCCUGCGAUUGGCUGGCAACCGGUUCAGGGUGUACCCUGCCUCCUGCCCGUUGACAGCUGGGAUAGGCUCCUGUGCUUCCCAGGAAAAUGGAUGGAUGGAUAAAUACGGGAUAUGGACCAAGGUCUACUGCAAAUAGUGAAAAUUUGCAAGUAAUUGACACCCCUUCUAAUGCCACAAGAUGGCACCAAAGCACUACUUUUUGCUUAAGUUAUGCUCCACAAAUGCACUUGAACAAAGUUCUUUCACAGUAAGGUGCACCAGAGCACUACUUUUGUUCUAUUAAACCUCCACAACUCACUUCAACAUAAAUUCUUUGACAACAAUAUCUCACAAGUUGGCCCCAAGGCACUACUUUGGUCGAAAUGAAGUUCUGUAACUCACUUCAAUAUAGUUCCUCGGCACAAAGAUGCCAUGAGAUGGCAGCAACUACGUGACUUUUUCAGCGAAUGGCGAUAUGUUUCCCACAAAAAUCAGCAAAUGCUGAGCCGGAAAUAUCCAGGAUUCCGGUGUAUAAUAUUCACCAUCUCAAGAAAAUAGAAUAUUACGCAGGAAACUAUUUCUUUUUUACCAAAGAAAUGACUUUAUAAUUGGCUUUCUGAAAAGUAAUUACCUUUGCAUCCUUAUUUGAAUGAGUCUAUGUCACAUGAAUUUAACUUUUUUUUAAGUAAAUGACCUUUUCCACCACUCUAAGUCAUUGAGAUGAACUUGUAUAACGUUAGAAUUUUUGGAACCGUCUCUGUUCUUAGCCUGCUUGUCUCUUAACUGGAAUGAAACAUGUUUGCCAUCAAAAAAAAAAAAAAAGCUUUUUUAUGUUUAACAUUUUUUUUUGUCUGUUCUGAGCAGCCGGGCCCAAUGUUCAAAGUGUGCUUAUCUCGCCCUUUUGUCCCAAGUCGUUGAUAAUUUGUCACCUAUCAAGAAAGUUUGUUCAUAUCCAGAACUCAUAUGGACAUCUCGUCCCUAAUUCUCAUGUGUGGUCUAUUGGAAAAGUGGAACUUUGUUUUUUUUUUGUUUUUUUUUCUUACCCCCGCUGACAAUACAUCCUGAAGCUUGUUUUUAAAAGAACAACACUAGCAGAGUUGGUCGUUUUUUAAAAAAAAUUAUUUAGUUAAAAAAACGACACUUUUUAACAUCAGCAAGACAAAUAAGAACAAAACCUUUGCCGGGACGCCAUUUUACUAAGAAAAUAAAACCACUUGUCUCAAAAGAUAGCAUGUGUGCACCUGUACAAAACAUCCAGCAAGCAAUUAUAUCAUUGAAAGAAUUUGUAAAGGACCCAUAAUUGGUGCGUUUGGGGUACUGAUUUAUGGUACUGUAGUUUUAGAAGAGCUCCAGAAUGCAAAGGGUCUGCUUUAGCUGUAUUUUCUUUUUUGUAAACCUGUUGUAGAGAGCUGGGAGAACGACGUCACUUUGUAGAAUGCUGAGUGGCAAGUAGUGCUACUGAAAAGAAAAAAAAGAAAAAAAAACGUUCAUUUUUUUGUGUGUUUAGGAUUUAUUUUCGUUUGUUUUUAAAAGUAAGAUGGGGGCAGGGGGGGGGGGCUUCAAACUACACAGUGCCACUUGUUAAUUUUGUGUAAAUAAUGCUAGAUCUUGUAAAUACAAUGCUGUAUAUAUAUAAAAAAAAAAAUCUUUAAAAUAAAAGGGAAAAUCAGUUGUGAGCAGAAGUAUUUUGUUGUUUUCCUCCGGAUGAUUCAAAUGUUACACGACUGAUGUGCAUUUCGAGGCGUCUUGAAUUGACCCGACGCGAUCUAUACC